AUGGCGGCGUCAGCCGUGUCCUAUAAGGAGCGGCAGCUCCUUGCUGUUAUUGGCGAUGAAGACUCGGUGACUGGUCUUCUUCUCGCCGGCAUUGGUCAUGUCACAGACGGUCCCGAUGCGCAGCGGAAUUUUCUCGUUGUAGAUUCGAAAACCGAGACCUCGACAAUCGAAAAUGCGUUCCGCAAUUUGACCCAAGAAAGGAAGGAUAUUGCCGUGGUCCUCAUCAACCAACAUAUCGCAGAGCGCAUCCGACACAGCGUCGAUACCUUUGCCGACCCAUUCCCCGCCGUUCUCGAGAUUCCCAGCAAAGACCAUCCCUACGACCCUGAGAAGGACAGUGUGCUUAAGCGGGUGCGGCGUCUGUUUGGAGAAUAA
Molecule: messenger RNA, 375 nt
Organism: Aspergillus tanneri
Lineage: Eukaryota; Fungi; Ascomycota; Eurotiomycetes; Eurotiales; Aspergillaceae
Gene: VMA7
Product: H(+)-transporting V1 sector ATPase subunit F
Exons: 5
Coding region: 1-375 (124 amino acids)
Biological process (GO): proton transmembrane transport
Cellular component (GO): fungal-type vacuole membrane; proton-transporting V-type ATPase, V1 domain
Molecular function (GO): proton-transporting ATPase activity, rotational mechanism
Source: RefSeq, a predicted model, not a curated record